This is a messenger RNA of Chaetura pelagica (chimney swift), 1588 nucleotides long. It is a transcript of the gene DRD5, whose product is annotated as dopamine receptor D5. The record is from RefSeq and is a predicted model, not a curated record. The transcript has 3 exons. Bases 1 to 1539 code for a protein of 512 amino acids. Lineage: Eukaryota; Metazoa; Chordata; Aves; Apodiformes; Apodidae. Gene Ontology annotation, cellular component: plasma membrane. Gene Ontology annotation, molecular function: dopamine neurotransmitter receptor activity; G protein-coupled receptor activity. Gene Ontology annotation, biological process: adenylate cyclase-activating adrenergic receptor signaling pathway.
AUGACGGGUUUAGGCUCUUUCCCAUCCCUACGGAAGAAACCUAACCCGUCCCGCUCCCCCCACCGCAACUUUCAGCCCCUCUGCGUUCCAGCGAGAGGCCGAGCGAGCUGUGCCGGUGCCCGUUCCCUACAGCCCCGCAUUCCCCGGGAAUGCUGGCGGCGGGGAGGGAGGGAGGGAGGGGGUAUUUCCCUGAUCCCGGCGGAGGGACCGCACUCUUCCCUCCGCACAAAGCCGGCGAGGGCUGCAAAAAAUUGCAAGGGUGCCCGAGUUUCGGGAGCGCAGGUGGCGGCGGGCAGCCUGCUGGCUCUGCUCAUCCUCUGGACACUCUUUGGGAACGUGCUGGUGUGCGCGGCCAUCGUCCGCUACCGGCACCUGCGGAGCAAGGUCACCAACAUCUUCAUCGUGUCCCUGGCUGUCUCGGACCUGCUGGUGGCUGUGCUAGUCAUGCCCUGGAAGGCAGUGGCUGAGGUGGCUGGGGACUGGCCCUUUGGGGCUUUUUGCGACAUCUGGGUGGCCUUUGAUAUCAUGUGCUCCACAGCCUCCAUCCUGAACCUGUGUGUGAUUAGCGUGGACAGGUACUGGGCUAUUUCCAGCCCUUUCCGCUACGAGAGGAAGAUGACCCAGCGACUGGCUCUGGUGAUGAUCAGCAUGGCGUGGGCUUUGUCCGUGCUUAUCUCUUUCAUCCCUGUCCAGCUCAACUGGCACAAAGGCGGGAAUGUUGUUGCUGCUGAUGAUAUCGGGGAUGGCAAUGAUACCCUUACUGGACCAUCAGAGAGCUGUGAUUCCAGCCUCAACAGGACCUACGCCAUUUCCUCCUCCUUGAUCAGUUUUUACAUCCCAGUGGCUAUCAUGAUCGUGACCUACACUCGAAUCUACCGCAUUGCCCAGGUGCAGAUCCGCCGGAUCUCGUCCCUGGAGAGGGCAGCCGAGCACGCGCAGAGCUGCCGGAGCAGCCGUCUGGACUGCCACCACCACACCAGCCUCAGGUCCUCCAUCAGGAAGGAGACCAAGGUGUUGAAGACUCUGUCCGUCAUCAUGGGUGUCUUUGUCUGCUGCUGGUUGCCAUUCUUCAUCUUGAACUGCAUGGUUCCCUUCUGUGAGAGCCCACCCAGCGACCCCCAUGCUGGCCUUCCCUGUGUCAGUGAGACCACCUUUAAUGUCUUUGUCUGGUUUGGCUGGGCCAACUCUUCUCUCAACCCCAUCAUCUAUGCCUUCAAUGCUGACUUUAGAAAGGUCUUCUCCAACCUCCUGGGAUGUGGUCAGUUUUGCUCUAGUACUGCAGUGGAGACUGUUAAUAUAAGUAACGAGCUUAUCUCUUACAACCAGGACACCCUGUUCCAUAAGGAGAUAGUGACUGCUUAUGUUAACAUGAUCCCAAAUGUGGUUGACUGUGAGGAAAAUCGUGGGGACCCUUUUGAUAGGAUGUCCCAGAUCUCCCCUGACCAUGAGAUUGUCACCGACUCUGUCUGUGAGCUUGACUGUGAGGGGGAGAUUUCAUUAGGCAAAAUAACUCCUUUCACUACAAACGGUUUACAUUAAAUUGCAUCCUGCCCUGGUCGGUUCUUCUUGGAUUAUACAACAAACUACU